Molecule: messenger RNA, 2664 nt
Organism: Trichoderma harzianum CBS 226.95
Lineage: Eukaryota; Fungi; Ascomycota; Sordariomycetes; Hypocreales; Hypocreaceae
Exons: 3
Biological process (GO): nucleoside metabolic process
Molecular function (GO): protein binding; catalytic activity
Source: RefSeq, a predicted model, not a curated record
UACACCAUAGGAUGGAUAUGCUCGAAUUCAAAGACGCUAUCCCUGGCGGUUGCUAUGUUGGAUAAAAGAUAUGCUUAUCCGACGGCCCCAAUCAAUGCCUCUUAUACAUAUAUAAAGGGAUCUAUUGGCCAUCACAAUAUCGUCAUUUCAUGUCCGCGUAUCGAAGAUUCUAUCGAGGAUCCGACGAAGAGACUGAAUCCAAAUGACUUGCGCAAGUCAUUUCCUUCUAUUCAAUACUGUUUCAUUAUUGGAAUUGGUAGCGGAAUAUCGCCACUUCUUCAGCUAGGCGACGUUGUCGUCACCAAACCCCCGCAGCACCUCCAACGAGUGAAUUCGACUCAAUAUACAAACGACCCACCUGAAGCUUGGGAACACUUUCCUACCUCCUUACUCUCUGCUUUAAAUCAGGUAGAAUUGGCGUUCAUAGAUUUCUAUUCGGGCACAAUACCAAGGCAUAUCGAAGAAGCGAAGGAGAAGGCACCUCAUCUGCGUUCUUUACGCCUCAAUCCAGACCGAACGCAAGAUAUAUUGUUUUAUGCAAAUUACAAGCAUGUGGAUACGCCUGAAACUAUCAACAGUUCCGCUUCAGUAGGCGACGGGCUUGGAGAAGUAUCUGCAGCGUGUUAUCAUUGCGAUGUUUCGCAGAGUACCCCCAGGCCGCCCCGAGAUAUUAAAGUCCACUUCGGAAAGACCAUUUCUGAAACCUGGGUCAUUGAGAGAAGUACCAUCUGGAAUGGGCUCGAAAUUGAUUAUACAAUUGAUAUGCUUUGUAUAGAGCAAAAGGCAGCGUACUUCAGGACAACUGUACCGUAUCUUCUGAUUAGCGGCAUUUGUGACUAUGGAGAUUCACACAAAAACGAGACUUGGCAGGACCUUGCGACAGCUAAUGCAGUGGCUUGUGCAAAAGGCAUUUGGUUUCUUGAAUCAGAACAAUAUCGAGAAUGGUGUAACCUAGAUGGUAAAGCACUUUUGCUACACGGACCCCCUGGCUCUGGAAAAUCGAUGAUGGCGUCAAUGGUUCUUGAUCACCUCUCUACUACACUUCUCUCAGAGAAAUCAGUUGUUUUCUGUUAUGCGUUUUGUAACUUUUAUCGCGCAAAUGAGGAGAGGGCUGAAAACAUAAUGUGCAAUCUACUCAAGCAACUAUGCCAGAUCCAAUCACCUCUACCUCAAAGUGUCGAAGAUCUAUUCGCCCGGCACAGGAGUCAAAGAACUCAGCCAUCGCUUGAUGAGGCAGCAAGUGCCCUGAGAUUGUUAAUCUCUGUAUACCCAAAGGCAUUCAUUAUUGUUGACGGCUUGGACGAAUGUGAACCUUCAAGUGCAUCACAAUUCGUAUCGAAAAUCCUGGAUUUACUGGUCGAUACGAGAGCAAAUCUCUUCGCAACUUCGAGAUCCCUUCCUAAUAUUAUCGGAAAAUUCCGAGAGCAUAAUUCAGUCAUCAUAGAUAUGCCUUCAAAUUCAGCUGCUGACGAUAUUGGUCAAUACAUUAAAAGCAACGCGAAACGCCUCCCGGACUUUUUGAACCACAGUCCUAAUAUGUUGGAACAAGUAACUAAUACUAUUAUAAAAUAUUCUGAUGGAUUAUUUCGUACUGCCCGUUUUCUUCUUGACUCGAUAGUGGACUCAAAGACACCUGAGAGCAUGAUGGAUACUCUAGAGGAAAAGUCACGUCGCAACGAUACUCUUGAUGCGAUGAUGACGAGAAUAAGAGGCCAAAGUGCAGACAGGAGAGACCUUGCUAUGAACACUCUUUUAUGGAUGGCAUUCGCAUUUUAUCCUCUGGGAAUAAGACAACUACAACAUGCGCUUGCAGUGGAAGUUGGAGAAUCGAGUUUCGAUGAAGCAAAUAUUCCAGAUACCGAUGAUAUAGCCUCGGUCUGUGCUGGUCUAGUUGUUAUCGAUACAGAAAGAGAUGCUUUCCGUUUCUGUCAUAAGUCCGUGGAAAGCUGGAUUAUCGAACGGCGCAACAAGCUAUUCCCUGAUGCUCAACUUCAUCUCACUAGAGUCUGCCUGACAUAUCUCUCGAUUACGGCGUUUGAAAGUGGAAUAGCCCUGAGUGUGGAUGACCUCAAGAGUCGCGUCCAACUAUAUCCCCUUUAUGACUAUGCGGCUUGUUAUUGGGGCUACUACGCUCUCGAGGUACCAGAAUGUCCUGAUAUACUACUCUUUCUUGGGAAACAGGCGAAUGUUGCGGCGGCGGCCCAGGUAUUAUUCUUGCAUGGAGCUGGGGACCAAACGGAAUAUGCGGCAUUACCCGGAGUGUCAGUUGCGAUACAUUUAGCGGCACGCUUUAGCUUGGAAGAGGCGAUGAAAGUUCUCCUGAAUGUCUUCGACGUGGAUCUCAAGGCCUAUGGCGAUUGGACACCGCUAAUGGUCGCGGCCAUGUGGGGGAAAAUCUCCAUGGUAGAGCUGCUACUUGCCGAAGGGGCUGAUAUAGAAGCUAAAGAUAGUGGAGGGCGUACGGCAUUAUCACUGGCAGUUUUCAGAAGGAGAAAAGGAGUGGUGGACUUGCUGAUCUCGCAUGGUGCCAAGGUCAACUUCCAUGAUGGUAACGGCAGUACACCAUUAUUAACUGCAAUUGACAGAGAGGAUAAAGCCGUGGUACAGCUGCUAUUAGCUCGUGGGGCAGAUAUUGAGCUGAAGAGCAAAAAUGGCGAGGCACCU